AUGUCUGUCUCCGAGGCUGCGUCUAACAACCGAACUGUAGUUCUCGUUGGAAGAACGGGAGUAGGAAAAUCGGCCUGCGCAAACACUCUUGCGGGUGCCGAUCUAUUUGAAGAAAACAAUUUGUCUGCGAGCCAGACGAAGCUUGUCGACAGCCAAACUAUUCGUGUGGAUCGCUCGGGUAAAGAAUACAAAGUGAAGAUUGUUGAUACAGUCGGUAUCGGUGACACUGAACUAUUGCCUGACGAAGUCUUGCAGCGACUCGUGUUCGCCUGCAACGAGUGCGUGGAAGGGAUCAAUUCCGUGUUUUUUAUCACAAAAGAUCGCUUUACCAAAGAAGAAGCAGAUGCGUGGGACGUUAUGUGGCAAGUUCUAUUUGGAGCAGAAGUCUUGGAGUAUACCAGCUUCAUCCGAACAAACUUUUUCCGUUUUCGAGAUUCGGCGGCAGUAGCAAACAACAAAGAGCAGUUACAGAAAACCAACAAAUAUGCACAAAGAGUUUUGCCUAACGUUAAGUACUUUUUGCAUGUUGACAAUCCUCCUUCUGAGUACAACGGCAAAACUGCUCGUGAAGAUUCACGGGAAAUUUUGCUUAAACAUCUGAUCGUCAGUUGUGAAAAAGUAUUCCAUCCGCCGGUUCUCCGUGAGAUCAAGAGCAUGUAA
Messenger RNA from Corticium candelabrum, 660 nucleotides. RefSeq lists its product as uncharacterized. The record is from RefSeq and is a predicted model, not a curated record. Gene Ontology annotation, molecular function: GTP binding. Lineage: Eukaryota; Metazoa; Porifera; Homoscleromorpha; Homosclerophorida; Plakinidae. The transcript has a single exon. The coding region runs from base 1 to 660 and encodes 219 amino acids.